CGGGCUGGUACCAUUAGACAGUCCAGUGGGGACAUUGAACUAGCUACUGAUUAUUGUUUUAGUCUAGACACGGCCAAUUUCGAACUGAGUUUUUUACUGUCCUCAUACACAAAAGAAGCAAACAAAGAAAUUAUUUCCUUCAAACUCAAUACAAAUAUUAAACAAAUUAGCAUUUUCAUCCAAGAUUUCAAACUAAUACCAGCUAUGAAUGAAUUACAUUUAUGAUUUAAAGUGUAAAUAUUCCUCCGAAUGUUAAUUUUCUCUUCCAAGUUUCGACACCGAUAUUGACUUCCGUAUCUGAGUUGACACAAUCGUGUCUUGUUACUUAUGGAGCAAUCAAACCAAACCACCAAGUCCACAUUUACAUUUGUUGGAGUCAACUCAACACCACGUGUCAUUGUAUAUUAUCCAAACAAGCACGUAUAAGUUCGUGACAAGUUGAGUAAAUAGAAUCAGUAAACAGAAACAAACCCAUUCAAACUUCGAGUGCACCAUUUCCAAUAAACAUAUGUAUGUUGAGACAUGAAAACAAUAUUUUUAAAAAGCUAUUUCAAACAUCUAGUAAUUAAGACAUUGUCGCAUUUUAGGUUUACAAGUAUACGCAUAUAUGGAUUCAGCACCUAAGAUCAUCUAUAUAUUGAGAGCUAUAUCUCAUAAGUUUAUUACCUCUCCAUCAAAAUCUAAUUGAAGAAACAAUACAAUUGUUUUAAGUUAAAAUAUAUGGCCAUGAAGAAUCUCUCAUUUCUUGCAGUCCUAUCUCUCCUAGCCUUAACUCUUCCAUUAGCCAUUGCUUCUGACCCAAGCCCCCUUCAAGACUUCUGCGUCGGCGUCAACACCCCAUCAGAUGGUGUGUUUGUGAAUGGAAAGUUCUGCAAAGACCCAAAGCUCGUCACCGUGGAUGACUUCUUUAUGGCAGGGCUUCAAAAUGCAAGACCCGUAGCUAAUGUAGUCGGGUCGAAUGUCACAGCCGUUAAUGUUAACAACCUUCCAGGGUUAAACACCCUUGGAAUCUCACUUGUCCGCAUAGAUUAUGGAGUAAAUGGACAAAACCCACCUCACACCCACCCACGUGCUACCGAGAUCCUCUAUGUUGGACUUGGACAACUUCUUGUAGGAUUUGUCACAUCGAACGGAGAUGGAAACCGUAUGUUCACAAAAACACUCAACGAGGGUGAUGUAUUUGUGUUUCCAGAAGGACUAAUUCAUUUCCAAUUCAAUGUGGGACGUUUUCCUGCGGUUGCAUUCGCUGCUCUGAGCAGCCAAAACCCAGGUGUUGUCACUAUUGCCAACUCUGUGUUUGGGUCUAACCCUGCGAUUGACCCAAAUGUUCUUGCAAGAGCAUUUCAGUUGGAUCCAAAGUUCAAGAGAGGCAUAAGAACACCUUUACAUGGACGGCUAGGUGCUAAGCCUAAGAGUGUUGGAUUUGUGCAAACCAUUCUUGAAAAGGGGAACAUGGUUGUCACAUUUUGUUCUGGUGAAGCUCGUGUGCUGGCAAGUGAAGUUGUUAAGUUGAUUCCAUUGGACGGGGGUCAGCAUGUAAGACUCAGGAAAGAUGUUAGAGAGCCAAUCACGUGA
This is a messenger RNA of Brassica napus (rape), 1575 nucleotides long. RefSeq names its product germin-like protein subfamily 1 member 11. The coding region runs from base 721 to 1575 and encodes 284 amino acids. Gene Ontology annotation, molecular function: manganese ion binding. Gene Ontology annotation, cellular component: cell wall. NCBI's taxonomy places the organism in Eukaryota, Viridiplantae, Streptophyta, Magnoliopsida, Brassicales, Brassicaceae. The transcript has 3 exons. The record is from RefSeq and is a predicted model, not a curated record.